Molecule: messenger RNA, 871 nt
Organism: Phyllopteryx taeniolatus (common seadragon)
Lineage: Eukaryota; Metazoa; Chordata; Actinopteri; Syngnathiformes; Syngnathidae
Gene: tmem42a
Product: transmembrane protein 42a
Exons: 3
Coding region: 268-723 (151 amino acids)
Source: RefSeq, a predicted model, not a curated record
AAUAACAUCAAAUUGGCAACAUUUUCUGUAAAUAUUUGGAACCCAUGAUUUAAAAAAACAAAAACAUUUCGUCCUAAAAUUGUAUUUGUAUUCCUUUGAACUAAAAAAAAAUAUUUUACUUUCUAUUGUAUCACAUUUACGUAUAAUUCACUUUAACUUCGAAAAUGAGCAACUACCGGUUUAUUCAGCAUCUGCUUUUAACGUGAUAAAUUCCCUAGCACUGUAAAUGGAACACGAUAACUGUAACGCGCUCCACCUGCUUCAGGCAUGGUGAUUUCGGGUUCUAUUUACGCAUUGCUAGCGGGUUGUUUGGGUGCUGCCGCCUCCUUAUCGGCUAAACUUUCUCUCGGUGCAGACUACCUGAAGGAAAUGUGUGAAAUUGGGCUGAGCAGCACGUUGGACGCACAACACUAUGGACCUAGUGUGUGUCACUGGCUCCACAUCCCCCUGCGUCUGCUGUGCAUCGGCCUGAUGUUCCUCUGCAAUGCUGUCAUGUGGACCUUCUUCUCCAAAGCUCUUCGCUACAGCUCUUCAUCAGCACGAGCCACUGCUACCUCUAGUGUGGGCAACUUUAUUGCGUCGGCCAUACUGGGGAACCUUAUUUUUGGAGAGUGUCAAGCAGUUCUGUGGUGGGUGGGCAUCUCUCUGACGCUAUGUGGGCUGCUGUUGCUUCAUGGAUCCACGCCUCAGGCGCUGCCACAGAAAGAAGGCAAAACGGACUAGUUGUAUUAUUAUAUUAUAAAUAUUUUUAUUGUUACUUGUCGUGAGUGGGUAAAUAGGAAUUUGCUACCAAAGAUUUGCCGUUCAUAAAUCUGUCAUUACUCCAACCUCAGGUCAUUUGAUGAAGAUUAAAAGUAAAUAUUUUGAUGUU